AUGCGUUUCAGUCGCUUCAUUUACCUACCCGCUCUGCUGAGCAUCGGCAUUUCGACCGCUUCCCCUACUCCCACUGCGGCGAUGCUAGAAGCCAGAGCAACAUGGGCCGCCAUGGGUCGCAAUGAUGCCGAAUUUGUAUAUGGCAUGGACACUUACAAGAGGAACUAUGGGAGAAACAACAAUGUUUCGGCGGAUGAGUACCGACAAGCAGUAGCCUGGGUCAAGGACACAUUGUUUCCCAACAUGGAUACAACGGGGAUCGAGUAUAAUUACAAGCAGCACCACAACAACCGAUACCAGAUGCCCGCACAGGACGAGGCCAACCAGGCCUAUACUUUACUUGGACUUCAGCCACCGUACUGA
Pestalotiopsis fici W106-1 is the source of this 363-nucleotide messenger RNA. RefSeq lists its product as uncharacterized. The coding region runs from base 1 to 363 and encodes 120 amino acids. The record is from RefSeq and is a predicted model, not a curated record. The transcript has a single exon. NCBI's taxonomy places the organism in Eukaryota, Fungi, Ascomycota, Sordariomycetes, Amphisphaeriales, Sporocadaceae.